AUGCAUCGUUCUGAUUCAUUGGAUCUUCCCGAUGAUACAAUGAAUAUGCCUCCACCAAGUAGAAUUGGAAGCAGAUCUGCUAGCAGAAAUGCAACGCCGCCAGUUCUUAAAUUAUCUCGUCCUGCUGGAAAUGGCUCAACUUUGCCAAACACACCCAGAUUGACUCCAACUCGUAACAAUUCUGUUUUUGGUGACGUUGAGAAGGUUUCCAAACCCGCAGAUUCCAUAACUGUCAACACCAAACCUGUUGAACCAACUGAGGCCGUUGAGAAUGGUUCUACUGCCAAGAGAAGAAGUAAUGGGGUUGACAUGCGCCCCUACAAAAAGACUCGUUUGCUUGCAUCAUUUUCCGAAACUGUGAAAUUGAUUGUUGGACCCAAAGAUGAAACCAAGACGUUUAUUGUUCACAAGGAUAUUCUUCGUGCAGCAAGUCCCUUUUUUGAGGCUGGCUUCAAACCUGAGUGGCAAAAGGGAGGAGAUGCCAUCAUGGAGCUACCCGAAGACGACCCAAGAUAUCUUGCGCCAUUGGUCUAUUGGAUCUACAACAAUGAAAUUGUCUAUCCGCAUGAUGGUAUGGGAGUGCCAAUGAUAGGGCUUGCUGGUGUCUACCAUUUGGCCGAAAAAUAUUUGAUGCCACGACUCCAGAACGAUCUCAUUGAUUCUUUGGUUUAUGAAAUCAUCACCAACGACCAUUUUUUCUUGCCAUGCGAUAUAACUUCAAUUUUCAAAAACUCCCCAGCAGCAUCAAAGCUUCGUCUUUUUGUCGUCAACUCUACUUUGAAAAAUUGGACUGUUGUUAAGCACAUGGCCUGCAAGCCAGAGGAUCUCUGCGCAGACUUCCUGUUUGAAGUGUUCAUUGCUUUCGCUAAGGAUCCGAGGGCAGGCUUGAGAAAUACUUUCUUGGAUUCCGAGAAUCAGUAUUGUGAGCUGUAUCACAUCCAUGAGGCCGAAGAGGAAGGGAAGUGCAGAUGUCUCAAACUCCCUGAGCACGUAGCGUCGGAUUAA
Botrytis fragariae is the source of this 1005-nucleotide messenger RNA. RefSeq names its product putative btb poz domain containing protein. Lineage: Eukaryota; Fungi; Ascomycota; Leotiomycetes; Helotiales; Sclerotiniaceae. The transcript has 4 exons. The record is from RefSeq and is a predicted model, not a curated record. Gene Ontology annotation, molecular function: protein binding. Bases 1 to 1005 code for a protein of 334 amino acids.